UCACAGGCCCGCUAUUUAACCUCUGUGCCCAGGGCACAAGUAGCAAACAGGGACAGUCAGAGAGACACAGGGACAAUUCGGUAGCCAUACAGGGGCAUCAAGGGGCAGAGCAGGCUUUGCCCAGGACUUGUAUGGGGAUCAGGUUGAAAAUAAAGCAGAGGAGGAGCUGACCGCAGUGUUACACUCUCAGAAUGGCACUUUCAGACCUUCCCAGCACCCCACUGGCUCUUGAAUACCUUAAUGACUUUGAUCUGAUGAAGUUUGAGGUGAAAAGGGAACCCCCUGAACCACGGACAUCAAGGAUGGCCCCUCCUCCUUCACUUGGCUCAACUCCAUGCAGUUCCGUGCCCCCCUCACCCACCUUCAGUGACCCCUCUGAAACAGCAGGACCACCUCGCCCCAGCUUGGAGGAGCUUUACUGGAUGGCAGCUUUGCAGCAGCAGAUGGGGGGAGAAGGACUGCCACUGACCCCAGAGGAUGCUGUGGAGGUUCUAAUGGGAGGUGGAGGAGCAACCACACUCCAGGGUUUGGAAGCAGGGUACAGGUCAGGGAGUGGACACCCCCAUAAUUCUCACAAUGCAGGGUAUUUGCUGACCGCAGAGGAUUUGAAUGCACAACAGCACCAGCUAUCUCCGAUGUCAGAACGCUUCUCGGAUGAGCAGUUGGUGGGGAUGUCGGUGCGGGAAUUGAACCGCCAACUUCGUGGGUUCAGUAAGGAAGAAGCUCUGCGACUUAAGCAGCGACGACGUACCCUGAAGAACCGUGGCUAUGCUCAGUCAUGCCGGUACAAAAGAGUUCAGCAACGCCAUGUUCUAGAGACAGAAAAGUGUCAGCUUUCUCGUCAGCUUCAGCAACUGCAACAAGAGGUGGCCCGAAUCACCCGGGAGAGGGAUGGCUGGAGAGCACGAUAUGAGAAACUUUUGAGUGCCACAGGAGGAGGGUCAGGCGGGGACAUGCUGGGGGCUGGGGGUGACACGGGACCUGGAGCUGAGCUCUUCCUGUGACCCCACAAAAUUAGAGGACUGAACCCUAAACCAAAGGAGCUACUUCCAUCCAGGAGAUUGAGCCCCUCUUUUAUAAACAGAUCUAUAGUCUAAAAGCCUACAAAUUAGACACAGACACAAAAGCUUUGAGUACAGAAAACUUAAGUAUUCAAUCUCUUAUUAAACCAUUAGUAAGGAAGUUGUCACUGUGCUAUUUUUCUCCCAGAUACAUGUUUCCCUUUUGCAUCCAGUCACACCUAGAUAUUGUACUACAUUGUUUUACAUUUUAAAUGUAGAACACCACUAAAAUCAUUGUAUAAUGCUCAGUGAUUUGGGGUCUAUCUCAUUAUCAUCAUCAGUGUCUAUCAGGCUCACUGAAAAUAAAACUGCACUUUUCCAUUAAAAUGCAAUUUUUUCUUCCCAGAACCGCCCACAUGUUCCUCAUGUCAUUUUUAUGUCAUAACCCACACACUCACAUGGAAAGCAACUGAAUUAUGCUAGAUCACAAACUGCUCUGGGACUGGCUGAGCCUGUCCCUAUUAUCCAGGUGUCUCCUCGCCUCUUGCCCCUUUCCUUCCUGACUGAGGGGGGUUGGUCAAAAGAAUCUGGUUUUAUUUGAGGGAAUAAAGUAAAUUAUUGAUUUUUUUUUAUGUGUGAUUGUGGAACACUUUGCAGAAAACUCCACCUGUGUGGAAAAAUGGAACUAGCCGGUUACUAGGCAGAAUGAGCCAUGUGUUGUGAAAAGUUUUAAGAAAUGUUAUUUUUUUUCUUAUUAUUAUUAAUAUUUUAUAUUUGGAAA
This is a messenger RNA of Bombina bombina (fire-bellied toad), 1782 nucleotides long. Its product is annotated as neural retina-specific leucine zipper protein. Gene Ontology annotation, biological process: retinal rod cell development; regulation of transcription by RNA polymerase II. The coding region runs from base 192 to 1004 and encodes 270 amino acids. NCBI's taxonomy places the organism in Eukaryota, Metazoa, Chordata, Amphibia, Anura, Bombinatoridae. Gene Ontology annotation, cellular component: nucleus. The transcript has 3 exons. The record is from RefSeq and is a predicted model, not a curated record. Gene Ontology annotation, molecular function: DNA-binding transcription factor activity, RNA polymerase II-specific; RNA polymerase II cis-regulatory region sequence-specific DNA binding.